Messenger RNA from Lepisosteus oculatus (spotted gar), 2564 nucleotides. RefSeq names its product zona pellucida sperm-binding protein 2-like. The record is from RefSeq and is a predicted model, not a curated record. Lineage: Eukaryota; Metazoa; Chordata; Actinopteri; Semionotiformes; Lepisosteidae.
CCCCAGGGUGAGCAAACACACGAGCGGGUGGGUGCCGGAGACAAUUUCAUGCCUGAGAGCACAUUCCGAUCUGUUCAAAUCCGAGGCUCACCGGCACAAGCCACGCUGCAGAUACGGGUGGAAGAUAAAUUAUUGGAGGUAAUUCUUAGAUGAAAUCCCCAAAAUACACAAUACAACGGCAGCCGCCUGCAAACUGACACGGACCUGUCGGGGGGGAGGGGUGUGUGUAAGAGAAAUACAAACUAGAAAAUAUCUAACAGGGACGCGAGGGAGAAGCGUUUUCUGAGUAAUAUAGGUUAGAGGGAAGAGAUUAAAUAGCUCCUCUUUUCAUCCUGCAUAGGGUAUACAGUUUUCAACAACACGAGAGGGCGUCGAAUCUGAGGUUGAAGUCAGAUCCAGCCCGCUUCCACAAUGUGAUCUUUUACAACAAGAAAAAACAAACAAACAGACAACGCAGAUCCCUUAUUUUUUGUUGAAUGGCUUCAACAAAAAAUCGGAAGGCAGGACUGCCUGGCUCAAACGAGAAAGCAACAGCAGAAGACAUCCAGUAGGAAGAAACAAAAAAAAACUCCGGGUAGAAAAGCAGUCCUAAGCAGUCAGCAAUGAACGUCGAGGUCAUUUCACACAGCGAGGGGAAUCGAUUUCGUCCCGAUCGCUUUUGAGUGCGUCACUUGCGCUGGUGUGGUUGCGUCCCGGGCGGUUGAACUUCUCCGAGGGGGUAGCUGUGUAGAUCGACGACGGGAGCUGGGGUCUGGCUGACAGGCGUGACUGUCCUACAGUUCCACUCGGGGAGGAAAGCGCAUCGCGCGUGUGGGGCACUGACAGCACAGACAGCAGCCCGGCUGAGCUCCCGGGGAACACCUGCGAGUCGGACUCGCUCGCUGGGUCUUCAGAGGAGCCGUUGUGUUUUCACACGUGAAACCAGCCCCUCUCAUCUCCAAAUGGGGGGGUCGGAGCGCCCCCUGGAGAGAAAAGAGAAUCAUGUCAAUUUGUAUCAAUGUUGCAAUCGGAUAACAACCAGCACAGGCGAAUGAAACUACGUGCCAGUUUUUUUUUUAGUUUAAACUCUUUGAAGAGGCGUUACUGCAUUUUUAUUCAAGGCUGAUUUCAUUGGGGGAAAAAAAGAUCUAAACGGUACGGUGGCCGGUAUCAGAGCGAAUGGUAGUUGUUAAAAAGAGCCAAUGAAGUGUCUUUGACGCAGGUGAAGACAACUUUGAGUUAAUUAAGGCUUGUAGUAGCCGAUUGGUGGAUAAACUGAUCUGGCAACCUAACGGCCAUAAAGACUGCGGAGACUUCCCCCUAUCAACAGGUGUUCGUGUUAUCAAGCAGUUUUCCGAGGAAGGAAUUAGGCUUGAUUCCGGCACAGCUCUUGUGUUUGUCAGGAUGAGGUGCAUCCAGGUGGUCUGGUUGAUGAUGACCGUUUUCCGGCGGAUGGGUUUGGGCGUCAAGCCAGGUCCCUCUGCUGUACCGGCAGAAGCCGGCCAUUCUCGCUGUACCGAAGAGUACAUGGAGGUGUCCGUUUCCCAGAAACUUCCCCUUGAUCAAGUCGCGAACAGCUCGCAGUGGUCGCUUGAAGUCCACGACGGCCGCCGCACCCGGACUCUGACCCUCAGCCAGGCCCGAGCGCAGGGCUACGAGCUGAGCACGGGGAAGAGGCAGACCGUGAUCAGAGCUUAUUACAGCGCAAAGGGCCUUCGCAUCUUCUCGAGACCCCAGAAAAAGAAGAGCUUGUAUCUUGCGGAUUUGCUGCUAAGAUGUGAUCUUGGUUAUACAAAACUUCAAAUGCCCAUCUUGUUUCUCUGCGUACCAGAGCCAGUGACCUGCCGAGAGACUGAUAUCAGGAUUGAAGUUCCAGCCUUCAAUGGGACGUUCCUCAGCAUGGCUGUUGAGGACCGGACCUACUUGGCCACUCGGAAGCAUCUGGAUGUUCAAGUACAGCGUCUAUGGGACACCCUGCGCCUGACCGUUCCAGCCUCCAGUCCGCUGGUACGGAGGAGGGACUGUGUGGAUGCUACCAGAAGAGGACAGCAGGUCUUUCUGCCAGCCGUCCAGCUUUCCUUUGCAGUGAGAGAGGAGGAGGCCACCAUGAUGGUCGAGCCUGUCUGCCCAUGCAAGAGGAAAGAGCCCUGUCCUGCAGGCCUGCUCUGCACGGAUGGCCACAGGGUCCAGGAAGUGUCUGCUAAUGGGAGUGAUCUUGCUCUGGACCUGCCUGCUGCUGCUGCUGCCCCCCCUGGUGAUCACCUUCGGGACAAUGCCACAGUUGGCAGCUCUGGAGACUCUAUACAAAUGGUGAAGGUCCAGCUUUUCUUCUGGACUCUUCCUUUGGAGUUGGUCCUGGUGGGCACAAUCUGCAUGGUGCACCUCCUGUUGCAUCUGUGGGUAGGAAGGUGAUGUGACUGUCCAGUUGCAUCCUGCAACACUGAUCUUCAUCGCGGAAGGGAGCCAGCUGAGAAACCCGAUUUGGAAACUGUUCACUGCUCUGAUUGCUGCAAAGGUGGAGAGUACAGACUGCUGCUAUGCUGUAUGUAAAGUAUAAUGUAUAAUAAAGUGUUUUUAUAAUUUUC